Messenger RNA from Hyalella azteca, 1594 nucleotides. RefSeq names its product methylglutaconyl-CoA hydratase, mitochondrial-like. Gene Ontology annotation, molecular function: enoyl-CoA hydratase activity. Gene Ontology annotation, biological process: fatty acid beta-oxidation. Bases 20 to 1030 code for a protein of 336 amino acids. The transcript has a single exon. The record is from RefSeq and is a predicted model, not a curated record. Gene Ontology annotation, cellular component: mitochondrion. NCBI's taxonomy places the organism in Eukaryota, Metazoa, Arthropoda, Malacostraca, Amphipoda, Hyalellidae.
CAACAGAAAUACGACAGACAUGUUCUCUACUACCAAAAUGAGAUCAAUGUGCAUUAUUAACCAAAUUAAUAGGAUAAGCAUUGUGAACCACAUAAAAGGGAUGCCAUCAAGGGGCAUUGUGAACCACAUGAGCAAGAUGCCAUUAUCAAGCGUUGUGAACCACAUAGGUCUUCUGAGAUCGGUGUGUUCUGUGAACCAGAUACGUCAGAUCACGUCCAGUUCCGCUAACCUGAAGGAACUGGUGGUUGAGAGGUUAACAGGAGAACACGAAGGGGUUGUUGUCUUUGGGUUCAACCGUCCUGAAGCCAAAAACGCCAUCAAUGCCGCGAUGUUGGAGCAGUUCCACGAGGCGUUGGAGGCGCUCAGGGUGGACCGGAAGGCCCGGGUCAUAAUACUCCGGUCCCUGAUCCCCGGCAUAUUCUGCGCUGGGGCGGACCUCAAGGCUCGGGCCACCAUGACUAACGAGCAGGUCACCACCUUCGUCAAUAAGACCCGUGCGGCCAUCACGGGUCUGGAGACGUUGCCCGUGCCCGUGAUUGCUGCCAUCGACGGUGCCGCCCUUGGUGGGGGUUUGGAAUUGGCCCUCGCUGCCGACAUGCGCGUGGCUGCGGACACCGCCAAGGUGGGGCUUGUCGAGACGAGGCUCGCCAUCAUCCCCGGGGCGGGGGGCACCCAAAGAUUACCCCGCGUCGUGGGGACCGCUAAGGCCAAGGAACUUAUUUUCACAGCUGCGGUUCUCACAGGCCAGGAAGCGGCAGAAAUCAGCCUCGUGAACCACAGCGUUCCCCAGAACCCCGCCGGGGACGCUGCCUUCCUAAAGGCGUUGGAGAUCGCCGGCAGGAUCGUGCCUAACGGUCCCGUGGGGGUGAGGAUGGCCAAGACCGCCAUCACGAGGGGCAUGCAGGUGGACCUGGCCUCCGGUCUGGGCAUCGAGGAGUCGUGCUACGCUCAGGUUAUCCCCACUAAGGACCGCCUCGAGGGCCUGGCCGCCUUCAAGGAGAAGAGAACCCCCGUGUACAAGGGGGAGUAGUUGGGGAAGGCUAUGGAUGCUUAUUUACCGCGAAGUGAAAUGAUCGUAAGAUCGUAAAUGAAACCAUGAUCGUAAGUGUCGUAAAGCAACGAUGAUCGUAAGUGUGGCCAUGGUGUAAAGGACUCAAAGUCCUUCUUUUGUGGGGAUAGUUUGAAAAUUUGUCUGAAGAUUUGAAGAAUUUUUAAAAUUUGUUUUCAAACUUCUUAGUGUACAAAUUCUGGUGAGACGUACGACACAGGAUGUACAGUACGUGACGGGCGCUAUCUGACUCGAUGAUAUUUGCACACCUAAUAUACAGGUAGUAUACAUGCAUGUAUAUCCAGUUUAUAGGAAGUACACGAAGGUACUCAGCUUUUGUAUGGGUCUUGUUCGGACAAUUUUUAACUGUUUUUUGUUGUAAUUUUUUAGUGAAUAUUUUUGUAGAAAACAUACAGAUAUUUAAUCUAGUUUUUACGCACUUAUUAACAUGUGUGCGUUACAUGUUCCGUGUUACUAUUUACUGUUACUUAACAUGUAUACGGGCAGUAACAUGUAUGAUUCGAGUGUAAUAAAACAUACACGUUA